Messenger RNA from Monodelphis domestica (gray short-tailed opossum), 1674 nucleotides. NCBI's taxonomy places the organism in Eukaryota, Metazoa, Chordata, Mammalia, Didelphimorphia, Didelphidae. The record is from RefSeq and is a predicted model, not a curated record.
ACCUGUGCUAGGAGUCUCGCUAGGUUAGGCAGGCUAUAGAGGGAAGGAGACGUUCCCGCGGUUGCUGGGGUCUCACCUGGACUGGCUGGGCUAGGGGGGAAGGAGAGAAGGCGUGGAGGGGGUGGCGUUCCCGGCACUGUGGGGGGAGGGGCGGGGCUCUGACGUAAGAGGGCGGGGGGGCAGUCUUAUCGGGGAGUUACUGGGCCCUCCAGGCCCCGGGUCCUCUGCUCCUUUCCUGGACGUCUGGAGGCAAGGGACCCCAGGGACCCAAUGACCAGCGCUCCCUUUCCAGGUUUGGUAAUGCGGCAGGUCCGGUGAGGGGAGGCCCCCACAAUGGCUCUGACCGACUUCGUGCUGGCGCUGAAAGAUAACCCGUACUUCGGGGCCGGCUUCGGACUGGUGGGCGUAGGCACAGCCCUGGCCCUAGCCCGCAAGGGCGCCCAGCUGGGCCUGGUGGCCUUCCGGCGCUACUACAUGAUCACUCUGGAGGUCCCGGGCAGGGACCGCAGCUAUUCGUGGCUGCUGAGCUGGCUGGCCCAGCGUGGCUCCCGAACCCAGCACCUGAGUGUAGAGACAUCGUACCUGCAGCACGAGAGUGGCCGCGUCACCACCAAAUUCGACUUCGUGCCCAGCCCGGGAAACCAUUUCAUUUGGUAUCAGGGCAGGUGGAUCCGGGUAGAACGGGUCCGGGAGAAACAAAUGAUCGACUUGCAGACGGGAACCCCUUGGGAGUCGGUCACUUUCACCGCCCUUGGCACGGACCGAAGUAUUUUCUCUAGUAUCCUGGAGGAAGCCCGAGAAUUGGCCCUAAAGCAACAAGAGGGGAAGACGGUGAUGUACACAGCCAUGGGCUCAGAGUGGAGGCCAUUUGGUCAUCCUAGACGGCGAAGGCCCCUAAAAUCCGUGGUGCUCGAUGAGGGCCUGGCUGAGCGCAUCAUCCAAGAUAUUCGAGAAUUCAUCAAUAAUCCCAAGUGGUACAGCGACAGAGGCAUUCCUUACCGGCGUGGCUACCUAUUGUACGGCCCCCCUGGCUGUGGAAAGAGCAGUUUUAUCACAGCUCUGGCUGGGGAACUGGAACACAGCAUCUGUCUGCUCAGUCUUACCGACUCAAGUCUCUCUGAUGACCGGUUGAACCACUUGCUGAGUGUAGCCCCACAGCAGAGCCUGGUGCUACUGGAGGAUGUAGAUGCAGCCUUCCUCAGCCGGGACUUAUCAACAGAAAACCCAGCAAAGUACCAAGGUCUGGGACGUCUGACCUUCAGUGGGCUGCUUAAUGCCUUGGAUGGAGUGGCCUCCACUGAGGCACGAAUUGUCUUCAUGACUACCAAUUAUGUUAACAGGCUGGACCCUGCCUUGAUACGUCCAGGUCGUGUGGAUCUGAAGGAAUAUGUUGGCUAUUGUUCACAAUGGCAGCUAUCCCAGAUGUUUCAGAGGUUCUACCCUGGGGAAACGGCAUCUGUAGCAGAAUCUUUUGCUGAGCAAGCCCUCUCAGCCCAGUGCCAGCUCAGUCCUGCUCAGGUCCAAGGCCACUUCAUGCUCUUUAAAAAUGACCCAGUGGGGGCUGUAAAGCAUGCUAAGGCUCUUGGUGUGACCAGUCUCCAGAGUAUUCAAACCAAUAAAUACCAUUCACAGUACCAGAGCCUUCCUCUGAUUCAUUUUCCUACUAGUAUUUAA